This is a messenger RNA of Lineus longissimus, 1852 nucleotides long. Its product is annotated as hsp90 co-chaperone Cdc37-like. Gene Ontology annotation, biological process: protein folding; protein stabilization. Gene Ontology annotation, molecular function: protein-folding chaperone binding; heat shock protein binding; protein kinase binding. Bases 12 to 1142 code for a protein of 376 amino acids. The record is from RefSeq and is a predicted model, not a curated record. Gene Ontology annotation, cellular component: cytoplasm. Lineage: Eukaryota; Metazoa; Nemertea; Pilidiophora; Heteronemertea; Lineidae. The transcript is spliced from 10 exons.
CUUCCGGCAAAAUGUCGCGUUUGGAUUACAGCAAGUGGGAUAAUAUCGAGGUAUCUGAUGAUGAAGAUGACACCCACCCUAAUAUUGACACAGGCAGCUUGUUCAGAUGGCGCCACCAGGCUCGUGUUGAACGUAUGGACGAACGCAAAAAGAAGAGGGAAGAGUUUGAAACUGGAUAUCAGGACCACCAACGAAAAUUCAAUGCCAACAAGAAAAAGCUAGCCGAAAGUGAUGUUCCAACAGAGCAACUUGAAAAAUUGACGCUUGAAAAAGAAAAACUGCUGGAACAAGAGGCUGAGUGGAGGAAGAAGGAGGCUGAGCUGGAGAGGGAGGAACGGAUGGCACCACAGAAUGUUGACACACUCUGCCAUGAAGGGAAAUCAAGAACGAUUAUCAACAAGCCAAAAGAAUUCAGAAAAUCAGAUUUAACAGAGGAAGAAAAGGCCACAAAAUUACAAGACUUUGUCAAACAACACAAAAAAGAAAUUGAGAAAUACGGUAUGAUGCGGAAAUAUGAGGAUAGUCAGGAUUACUUGAUGGCAAACACCCACCUAACGUGCGACGAGACGGCCAAUCACUUGGUGAUUUGGUGCAUUAACUUGGAGAUGGAACAGAAACAUGACCUGAUGACGCACGUCGCCCACCAGACGAUCGUGAUGCAGUUUAUUCUACAGCUGGCUGAGAGUAUGAAUGUCGACCCGCGAGAUUGUGUGCGGCCGUUCUUUUCCAGAAUAAAGUUAGCCGAUAAGGAUCAACAAUAUUCCGCAGCAUUUAAUGAUGAAUUAAACGCAUUCAAAGACAGAGUUGAAAGACGAGCCAAAGAGAAAAUUGCUGAUGCUAUGAAAGAAAUUGAGGAGGAGGAAAAACAAGCAAGAAUUGGUCCCGGUGGCUUGGAUCCAGCUGAAGUGUUUGAGUCCUUGCCUGAAGUGUUGCAGAAAUGUUUUGAAUCGCAGAACAUUGAGCGGCUGAAAGAGACGAUAGCCAGCAUGCCUGAAGAGGAUGCCCGAUAUCACAUGAAGCGAUGCGUUGAUUCUGGUUUGUGGGUCCCGGAUGCGCAGACAAAGGAAACCAUUGUUGGUACGGCUAAGGGAGCGGAGGGAGGACAGGAUCUGGCGGAGGAGGACUUUGAGGAAGUGGAAUAGCGCGGCGAGGCAAUAAAGCAAUGUGAAUGUAUUUAGUGCUAGAGACACUGUCACUAACUUUGCCUGGGACAUGAACAUGUGGAUGGACAAAACAGUGCAUUAAUGAUUCAUAUGAUUAUUUCUCUGAAGUGCUUUGAGGCUCACAAGUAUUGCAACUCUGAAUAUUGCCUUUUCGAUGGGAUAUACAAAUCAUAUAUGACAAGAUUACUUCUUGUACCUAUUGUAGUGCUUCAUAUGGUUUUGGAAAGUUCAGACGCAUAUCCCUGUAAUCUUUUUAGAUAUCUGAAUCGAAAUUACAAAAUUACAGAAGGCGAUCAGUUUGGGGAUUUAAGAGUAUUUUCAAGCCGCAUUUUCAAUUGCCUCUUUCUUGAUCAGUGCACCUGGCCCUGAGGUGGCCUAACUUUGUUGAGGUACGGGCUCAGACAUUGUUGAAAAAAAUGAGUCGUUUUUAUUAGUGUUUGACCCCAUAACUUUGAAGGUCAGCCUCUCCACCGCUGAGUUUGCUGAUCUGAAGAGGCAAAUUCUUAUAUACAUGUUAUGAUGUUGUUCAUCUAAUAAUCAUUUAUUCUAGACGUUUAGUGCUUUACUUAUUCCAGAUAGAUGUGUUUCUUUCAUCUUCCCAGUUCCAAUCAAGAACUGGGCAAUCUUUCAAGAUUCAUGUACUUGUGCUGCUACAUGUGACUGAACUUAAAAUAUAAAUAUCUGUUAUA